AAAUCGCCUGACCAGUACUCCCCAGGUCAGCCCUGCCCCCUGCCACAGCCAUGAAGUCCACCACUAGGGACCCCCACCAGGUGCCCUCCCCACAUGGGGCCCUGGAGGGCCCUACCCCAAGCCACCCCUCUGAGCUGGUGCCAGGGUGGGCCACGGGCUCAGGCUACUGAGGGGGCCCCCUAGGACUGCCUUCCAGGGCAGGGUCAUGCCCUGUGUGGGGAGGCUGGGUCUCCCACCUGGGUUCUUCUGGCCCAAGCUGUCAUGGCUGAGGGUGCCUCUGAGCCCCGGAGAGAAGAGAGCGCCUCUCUAGGAAGAGGUAGUCUCUGGGUUGAGCUAGAACCCAGGCCUGGGACCCGGACGCGGCCCCUCGCUAUGCGCACCUUGCCCACCAGCUGCCUCAGGUGAGCUCAGGUGCGGGCAGGGGGCUCCGUUCUCGGGAGCCCCGCCCUGGCCCCCACCCCCGAGGCGGGCUCUUCAGGCGGGGCGGGCCUGAGGGCGCCGGGCUGGGCCCCACCCGCGGCGGGCGGAGCGGGGGAAGCCCGGUCGGGUCGAGGGCCCAGCGUGGCGCCCAGGGCCAUGGAACCGCGGCCGCGGCCCGGGACCUGUGCGGCGGCGGCGGCGGUGAGUAGGGUCGCAGGGGCAUGACCUCGAGCCUUGCUGGGGCCUGGGUCCCUGCGCCGGAGGAAGGGGACGCGGGGGGAGGGGACCGCGGGGCAGCAGAGGAAGGGUACAGGGGAUGGGAGGGUAGGGGAAUGCAUGUCUUUGAUCGGGCUUCCCUGGGUCCAUCUUCCGACCGAGUUAGCGAGUUAGCGGUUCAGCCGGGGCGGGGUCCUUCCGCCGAGAGGAAGCACCAUGUCAGGGGCCAGAGGGGUCUGGGGGAUCCCGACAGAAAAAGAUCAGUGUCCCCCACCUUACCGCAAGCACGGGUGGGGGUGGGGCUGCCUGGUUCCUCCGCGGUGCAGGGCAACAUGCGGGGCUGGCAGGAAGCCUGUAAUCUGCUCCUCCCAAGCCCUGUCUGUACCCAGGGGAAGGAAGUCAGUCUCACCCUCGACCCAUGGGCACCUCCUCUGCUCAAGAACCUGAGGGCAAGCGCUGGGGUGGGAGAGACGGCAGAGAGAGGCCCCCGCCUGGGCAGCCAGGCUGGGAGCUAGCAGCCCCUGUCCCCUAGGCCCUCCUCUUCCUGCUGCUGCUGGGUGCCCGGGCCAGCACCCCCAGCCCCCGGUGUGACUGCGGCCACAGCUUCCCAAAGCGGAGUGGUCUGGGCUGCUGCAAGGGCUGUCCAGCAGGGCACCUUUCUGGCCCGGGAAAACCACUAUGAGACCCGCUGUGCCCGCUGCCAGGCCUGCGAUGAGCUGGGUGAGGGGCUGCCUAGUGCUGGGGGUGGGGGGUGCUUGAGGACACGUCUGGCCAGGGUCUUUCUGAAGGAAGUGGCUGGCUCGAGCCCAGCCUUUGGGUAGGAGGCCCCUGUGCCCACCCCAUGUCACCCCACCCCACCCCAUGCCACCACAGGCCACGCCAUGUGGGUGCCUGCACCCUGGUCCUGCCUCAGGAUGUCUGUGCGCCCCGUCAUCCUGGUGACCUUCCUGUCCCCGUGCCCCAGCCUCUGGUCUGUGAUGAUCCCCACACUUCUCUCACUUUGGGGGCCGUCCUGUCUCUGGUGUCUGCACCUCCAUUCUCCAGGGGACCUGUCCCACCUCUCUGUGGGGGGUCUCUGGCUCUGACAGCCUCUGCUCUCCCCAACCCCCCGUUCCCACCAGCCCCCCAGAUGGCCCUGAGGAACUGCUCAGCAGUGGCAGACACCCACUGUGGCUGCAGGCCAGGCUGGUUCAUGGACUGCAUGGUCAGCCAGUGCCGGCAUGGGUCCCCCUUUCGCUGCCACCCAUGCACAGACUGUGGGGCCCUGCACCGGCACACGCAGACACCUUGUUCUAGCAGAGACACCCACUGUGGGACCUGCCUGCCUGGCUUCUAUGAAUAUGGCAAGAGCUGCGUGUCCUGUCCCACGAGCACCCUUGGGAGCUGUCCUGAGCCCUGUGUGGCUGUCUGUGGCUGGAGGCAGAUGUUCUGGGUGCAGAUGCUCGUGGCAGGCCUGGUGGUCCCACUCCUGCUUGGUGCCACCCUGACCUACACAUACCGCCGCUGCCAUCCUUGCAAGCCCAUGGGGCCCACAGAUGACACUGGUGUGGAGGUCCUGACCCCCCUACAGACCACCAAUCUCUCACCCCCGGACAGCGGCCCCGCCCUUCUGGUGCCACCCAGCAGCAGUGAGAAGGUGUGCCCUGUCCAGUUGGUAGGCCACGGCUGGACCUCUGGCUCUCCCCAGACGCAGGAGGCGCCCUGCCCAGAGGCCACAUGGUCCUGGGACCAGCUGCCCAGCAGAGCUCCUGGCCCGUCGCCCCCGCUCUCGCCGGCGCCCCCUGCAGGCUCGGCGGCCGCCACGCUCCAGCCUGGCCCGCAGCUCUACGACGUGAUGGACGCCGUGCCCGCGCGGCGUUGGAAGGAGUUCGUGCGCACGCUCGGGCUGCGCGAGGCGGAGAUCGAGGCGGUGGAGGUGGAGGUCGGCCGCUUCCGCGACCAGCAGUACGAGAUGCUCAAGCGCUGGCGCCAGCAGCAGCACGCGGGCUUGGGCGCCGUCUAUGCGGCCCUGGAGCGCAUGGGGCUGGACGGCUGCGCCGAGGACCUGCGGAGCCGCCUACAGCGCGGCCCGUGACGCCGGGGCCCACCCGCCACUUCGGGGCUCUUGGUGGCCCUUGCAGAAGCCCUAAGUACGGUUACUUAUGCGUGUAGACAUUUAAUGUCACUUAUUAAGCCCUGGCAUGGCUCUGCGUAGCAGCGCCAGCCAGCCUCACCCUUGAGCGCCCCCAGGGUCCAGUUAAGGCGAGGCAGCGCCAAUGAGGAUCAGGCGGGCGUCGAGGCUUCUCAGCUGUUUCUCGGCCUGUGUUUGGUUGAGGCCUCGGUAUUAAAUCUAUGAAGAAAA
This is a messenger RNA of Cervus elaphus (red deer), 2977 nucleotides long. RefSeq names its product TNF receptor superfamily member 25 (gene TNFRSF25). NCBI's taxonomy places the organism in Eukaryota, Metazoa, Chordata, Mammalia, Artiodactyla, Cervidae. Gene Ontology annotation, biological process: signal transduction. The record is from RefSeq and is a predicted model, not a curated record. The transcript is spliced from 8 exons. The coding region runs from base 1478 to 2710 and encodes 410 amino acids. Gene Ontology annotation, cellular component: plasma membrane. Gene Ontology annotation, molecular function: protein binding.